Messenger RNA from Heterotrigona itama, 636 nucleotides. The record is from the annotation of a GenBank genome assembly. Lineage: Eukaryota; Metazoa; Arthropoda; Insecta; Hymenoptera; Apidae.
UUGGACGAGAACAGCAUUGCCGCGCAAGCGUUUGUGUUUUUCAUCGCUGGCUAUGAAACAUCGUCCAACAUCAUAGCGUUCUGCCUACACGAGCUGGCGUUGAACACCGAGAUUCAGGAGAGAACGAGACGUGACAUACAAGAUGCCAUCGAGAACAGAAAUGGGAAAUUGACCUACGACGCUGUACAGGACAUGAAAUACCUCGAUAUGGUCAUCGCAGAAACACUUCGAAAGUAUCCUCCAGCUCCUAUGUUGUCUCGAAGAUGCGAACACCAGUACCAAGUGCCAGGAAGUAAGCUUGAAUUGCCAGCAGGUAUGCGGGUGAUCAUACCGAUCUAUGGAUUUCAUAACGAUCCAAAGUAUUAUCCGAAUCCGGCAAUAUUCGAUCCUGAGAGAUUCACAGAAGAGAACAAACGAACCAGGCAUUCUUACACGUAUCUUCCAUUUGGUGAAGGACCUCGAAAUUGCAUAGGUAUGCGGUUUGCAUUGCUGCAGAUCAAAGUGGGGAUAAUUUCGUUUCUUAAAAAACAUAGAGUGGAAACAUGCGAGAGAACGAUUACACCGAUAAAAUUCAGUAGACGAAGUCUCGUGACAACCAGCGAAAAAGGUUUCUGGCUUAAAAUCGUGCAAUGUUCU